UGCCACGGCUGUAUGCUGCGGGCAUGCGUUUUUGAACGAUUUAGGUCCGGGUGAUCGCGUCACGGAUGGCUCAUGGAUCUUGGGAACGGAUGACGUCUGGGCGGGCGUAAUCGCGGUGUGCCCACGGAUGCUCUGGGGAACGGAUGAAGAGCGGGUGGGCAUUGUCAUGGUUGGCGCAUGGAUGCUCUGCGGAACGGUUGACGUCUGGGUGAACGUUAUGCUUGGUGGGUUGGCCCACGGAUGCUCUCAAAAACGGACGGUGUCUGGGUGGGCACUAGAGGAACGGACGAGGUUUGCCUGGAUGCUAAUUAUCAGGGCUGGCCCAGGGAAGCUCUGGGACACGGAUGACGUUUGCGUGGACGUUUUCAUGCUUGAUUCACGGAUGCUCUGGGGAACGGAUGAAAUCAGGCUGGAUGCGCACUCAAUUGUCAGGCUCAGCCCGCGGAUGCUCGGGGCAACGGAAGAGGUCCAGGUGGACAUUAUCACGGUAACUCUCAUGCUUGGAAGCUCUUGGGAACGGAUGAGGUCUGCUCAUGCUUGGCCCAUUGUUGCCCUGCAGAAGGGAUGGGAUCUGGGUGGGCGUUGUCAUGGUUUGCCCAUGCAUGUACCUAAGCACGUAAGAAACUAUCAGGUUUCUUUAUGUGCCUGCUUCCUCCUAGAAGCUUACGAGAAGGGUUGA
Messenger RNA from Symbiodinium sp. CCMP2592, 679 nucleotides. The record is from the annotation of a GenBank genome assembly. Lineage: Eukaryota; Dinophyceae; Suessiales; Symbiodiniaceae.